This is a messenger RNA of Vombatus ursinus (common wombat), 576 nucleotides long. It is a transcript of the gene UBL4B, whose product is annotated as ubiquitin like 4B. The record is from RefSeq and is a predicted model, not a curated record. Lineage: Eukaryota; Metazoa; Chordata; Mammalia; Diprotodontia; Vombatidae. Gene Ontology annotation, molecular function: protein binding. The transcript has a single exon.
AUGUGGCUAACCGUCAAACUUCUCUUUGGCCGGCGGUGCUUGCUCCAAGUCUCAGAGAAUGAGAAAGUAUUUAUGUUAAAGCGGCUAGUGUCGAAACAGCUUCACGUCCCAGAGGAACAGCAGCGGCUGCUCUUCAGAGGCCAGGUCCUGGCUGAUAACAAAUGUCUCUCUGACUAUUGUAUUGGACCCAAUUCUACACUCAAUGUGAUCCUUCGUCCCUUGGAGAUGGCCUCCCCCGAGAGACCUUCCCAGCCCCAGCCCCAGCCCUAGUCUGUGUCUCUGUCUCAGUCCUGGUCCCUGUGGCCUCAGCUUACCCAGAUUCUGGCCAAACAUUUUAGCCCUCAAGAUGUAGAGAAAGUGCUUAGCCAGCUAAAGGAAGAGAACAAGAAGAGUUUUCAACGGAUGAGCUUGGACGAGCUGGAGCGGGUCUCAAAACUCUUACACCCAGAAGGGAAGCAUCCGGGAGCCUCAGGUUCUCCUGUCCAGUCCAAAGGCAAUAAUAAGCCCCGAGGAGAUAUGAAAUGCAACCUAGCCCCCAAGGAUGGCUUAAAACCAGAAAAAUCACCCGGUAAAUAA